AUGCUCAAAUUCCAUUGGUCAACAGGAGAUCUACAAGUCUCACUUGAUCGAUCACUUAUCGUUAUGGAAUUACAAACAUAUCUUGAUAAACUGUUAACAAGAAUAGAUGGCCUAAAAACCAUCACAAUAACAGACCGAGAAGGCGUCACAUUACUAACAGCCACACCGGAAGGAGGAUCACUGGGAACAGGUUUCGAAACACAACCGGCACUACUAUCGACAACUUUUGCGGUAGUAAGUGAGCAAGCGUCCAAACUCGGACUCAAGAAGAACAAAUCGAUAGUGAGCGUGUUUGGAAGUCAUCAGGUGGUGCAAUUUAAUCAUGCGCCUUUUGUUACAACACUGGUUGCGGAUGUCGAUGCGAAUACAGGUAUCUUGUUAGAUCUCAAUAAUGAAUUAAGAGAUGUGACUGAUGUGAUUGCGACAGCGUUACAAGAACGGCAAAAUGUCACGACACCAUAA
Molecule: messenger RNA, 462 nt
Organism: Ambispora gerdemannii
Lineage: Eukaryota; Fungi; Glomeromycota; Glomeromycetes; Archaeosporales; Ambisporaceae
Source: the annotation of a GenBank genome assembly